Sitophilus oryzae (rice weevil) is the source of this 1271-nucleotide messenger RNA. Its product is annotated as transmembrane protein 135-like. Lineage: Eukaryota; Metazoa; Arthropoda; Insecta; Coleoptera; Curculionidae. The record is from RefSeq and is a predicted model, not a curated record. The transcript has 9 exons. Bases 58 to 1239 code for a protein of 393 amino acids.
UAAUUAAUAUUCCUAUGUACUUUGAUUCGUAUUAUUUUUAUUUGUUGAAGUACUAAAAUGGUAGUUUUAAGCAAGGAACUUUUUUAUGAAAAAGUACUAAAAGAAUUCACCUGCAAUCAUUUGCAUACUUGGGAAGGAAACUGCUUGAAGGCCAACUUUGAUCUUUGUUGCGAUGUCUUUCUAGGUUCACUGAAAUUUUUUAUACCAAUCUAUGUGAUAAGAGCAGUUCUGGAUUAUAGAAAAUACAAAGACAAAAAAGUGGUUUUGAAGAAAUUUGUUCAAAAUGAAAUUAGGUCAUCUUUUUAUGGUAUGUUAUUGGGUAGUUUGCUGCUAGGAAGUAACUGUGUUUUAUGUAGACUUACUGGAAGGAUGAAUUAUUAUAACAUAGGACUCAUUUCUGGAUUAGUAUCAGGAUUAGGACUGCUUGUUGAAACCAAAGAAAACAAAAUACUGGACACGUUAAUUUUUUUUAACUUGCUGGUUGAAUCUGCCUUUCAAAAUAUCGACUAUCAUCAAAUUGUGAACCUAACAGUAACCAAACAAACUAUAUUUUAUAUGUUAAUAAGUAGUGCUUUGAUGUAUAUGAUUCAAAAGAAGAACCACAAACUAGAUUUUGUUCAUUUCUGGUUCUACACACCAAAAAAUUUUAUGAACUUGUGCGACGAAAACUACACAUGUUAUCAUAAAAAUGACUGUUAUGAUUACAUCUUUAAAAAAAGUCUGAAAUAUUUUGGACUUGGUUAUGCUUUCAGCAUAAUUAAAAAACUUAUUCCGAAAAUGCUAAGUUUAGUGCAGAAACCUCAAAAUAUUUUUGGAAUUUUGGUCAACAAGGACAACGUGAGAUUUGGAGCUUUUAUUGGUGGUUACGUCUGCUUAUACAGGUUUAUAAUAUGCCAUUUAUUGAAAGCAAAAAUAAUAGAUAAAAAGUAUUUUGGAGCUAUUGCAGGCUUCUUGGCUGGUGGUACUUAUGCUGUAGCACCGAAUAUACAAGUCCUUGUUGUUGGAAUUACAACACUGUUACAAGUAUUUUAUCACCAAAUAUCUCAAGAAUGCCAAAUUAAAAAUAGUGCGGUACUUCAACAGCUUGUCUACAUGGUAUCUCAUGCAAUACUGAUACAUCUGGCAUUUGUGUCAGUAGAUACAUGUCCAAAAUACUACAUAAAUAUGAUCAAUACUGCCACAAGGAAUUUGUAUAAAAAGUUGUACAACAAUCUUGUCAUUGAAAUGAUACUGUCGUAGCAAGAAGAAAUAAAACAAGUUGCUUUAAAAAA